Molecule: messenger RNA, 1837 nt
Organism: Hydra vulgaris (swiftwater hydra)
Lineage: Eukaryota; Metazoa; Cnidaria; Hydrozoa; Anthoathecata; Hydridae
Product: histone acetyltransferase KAT7
Biological process (GO): negative regulation of DNA-templated transcription; positive regulation of transcription by RNA polymerase II
Cellular component (GO): chromatin; npBAF complex
Molecular function (GO): histone acetyltransferase activity; transcription coregulator activity
Source: RefSeq, a predicted model, not a curated record
AAGUUAUUGUUUAUUAGUAUUAUUAUAAAAUAUUCUUAGCAAAAAUAAAAUGUCUUGCAAGUUUUGUGAGGCAGAUUCUAAUGAAGAGCAAAUACAGUGUGCAACUUGUAAAGGAAUGUGUCAUCCAUCAUGUUUGGAAUUGCCGAAACAUAUAAUACCUGUCGUUAGAACUUAUGACUGGCAAUGUAAUGACUGUAAAUAUUGUUAUGGCUGCCAUGAUAUAGAAAAUGAAAAACAGAUUUUGUUUUGUGAUAGAUGUGACAGAGGUUACCAUAUGUACUGUAUAAAACCUAAAAUGAAGAAAAAACCUAAAGGAGAUUGGUUUUGCCCAGUCUGCACUUCAGAAAAUGUAAUUAUUAAAACUGGAUUAAAGAGAGGCAGACCUCUUAAGGAUAAAAGUCUCAGCAAUCAAUUCAAACCACAAAAUAUAAAUGGUAAUGAUCUCACCAAUCAAUUUAAAUCUGACAAUAUAAAUGGAAGUGAUCUCACAAUAGAAACAGUAACCCAACCACAACAUACAAAUUUAAAUGAUACUACACAAAAAUAUGAUAACAGUGAUUUACAAAUAAUACGAGAAACAGAUAGUUGCGAUGAUUCACCACCAGAAAAAGUUGUUAAAGAAUCUGUUUCUGAAACAACUGACAGUCAGGUGAAAUCUUCCAAAAUAACUCCUGAGAUUCCAGUUGAACAUAUUGUAUCUAAAACAGACAUUAACUUGUUUGAAGCAGCAAAGAAAAAAAUGGAAAUUUUACUGGCAAUAGAUAAAGACAUGAGUCCACAAGAAGAUGGUAUCAAAACAAUUCGAAUGGGAGAUUUAGAAAUGGAGGCAUGGUACAAGUCACAAUAUCCACUUGAAUUUAACAAAUGUUCCAAACUGCAUAUUUGUGAAUUUUGUUUUGAUUAUAGCAAGACAGAGACUAUAUACAAAAGGCACAUGGCAAAAUGCAGUUUCCGUAAUCCGCCUGGUGAAGAAAUUUAUAGGAAAGAUAAACUGUCAGUUUUUGAAGUUGAUGGUCAAAAAGCAACUAAAUAUUGCCAAAAUCUUUGUUUGCUGGCAAAGUUGUUUUUAGAUCAUAAGACACUUUGGAUGGAUGUUGGGCCUUUUCUUUUCUAUAUAAUGACCUUUAAUGAUGAAACAGGUUGUCACAUCAUUGGAUAUUUUUCCAAGGAAAAGGUUUCAUUUCUUAACUACAAUGUUUCAUGUAUUUUGAUAAUGCCGAAUUACAUGAAGAAAGGAUAUGGUCAAAUGCUCAUUGAAUUUAGUUAUCUUUUAUCCCAAAAAGAAGGUAAAACUGGUUCCCCUGAAAGACCAUUAUCAGAUCUAGGACUAAUGUCUUAUAGAAAGUAUUGGGAAGAAAAACUAUUGCAAUAUUUAUUGGAAUAUAGUGAGGAUCAAAUAACUAUAAAAGGGCUCAGUGAAAUUAUGUCUAUUCAUCCAAGUGAUAUUGUAAGCACUCUUCAAUUUCUUGGAAUGCUAAAAUAUUGGAAAGGAAAACAUUUGAUAUUACUUCGCAAGGAAAUAAUCGACGAGUAUACUACUAAAGCUAAAUCAAGAGAAAACAAAGACAGGGUUAUUGAUCCUGUUUGUUUGGUGUGGACACCUAAGGUUUUCAAGUAAAAAUCUGGUUUAAUUGAAGAUGGCCAUUCUCAUUCGAUGUUGAAAUAUAAUUGUAAACUACACGUAAAACAAAACACAUAAUUAUUUGAUAUAAACCAGAGUUCUAUUUACAAGUUGAGUUACGUCACGAACUACUCGUCAGUUUCCUUUAAUUUUUUAAUUUUGUUAUAAAAGAUCUUGUAUUUAUUAUUUCUUAAAAAAAAGGAGAAAAAAAUCUGA